AUGGGCAGACGUACAAGCACCGGUCUGGUACUCUUCGCGUGGCUCGGUAAGCGAGAACUUCCGGAAUGCAAGGCAUAUCUAGCUUUCACUCAACUAUAUGAUACUAGUUGCUCUUACUGUAACAGAAAUAGCACCGCUUGCUUAUUCAAGACCGCCACUUCUAUAACACCAACUGCGGAUACCGUACCUUCAUGUACAACUUUCUUCUUUCACAACUCUUUCCUCCUAACGCUGGCUUUCUUUCUAAUGAAAGGGCCUAAGACUCAGGGGCGUGCGUGGGGGCAUUAUGGGAUUGAGAGCAAUUGGUACGAUAAGACCUGCAAGAAGGCCCCGAGCUACAUAUCUAUCGCGGCUAAACAUCACUGGAACGGAGUGGAGUCACUCGACUUAAAAGAUGGGAUUAAGCUCUACUUCUUAUUCUUAAUACGAGAGGUGGGUCACAGGCUGAUAGGUGGAAGUAUUCAAGAUAACUAUAGAGCGGAAUGCUUGGAGCGAGCCGAGUGCUUUCCUUUUAGCCGUGACUUGUACCGAUCUGUAUUUAGCCAGCUCUUUAGCUCUGCUUGGGUCUAUUGGUCUAGUGCUAUUCGGUUAAAUGUCCUUUGUUUGUUGUCCCGUCGUUCAAGGUCGAGGGCAUAA
Messenger RNA from Vicia faba (fava bean), 636 nucleotides. NCBI's taxonomy places the organism in Eukaryota, Viridiplantae, Streptophyta, Magnoliopsida, Fabales, Fabaceae. The record is from the annotation of a GenBank genome assembly.